This is a messenger RNA of Leptonychotes weddellii (Weddell seal), 1723 nucleotides long. NCBI's taxonomy places the organism in Eukaryota, Metazoa, Chordata, Mammalia, Carnivora, Phocidae. The record is from RefSeq and is a predicted model, not a curated record.
UGACACUCAGGAAAUGCUUGUCUCCUGCUGUUGAUGCAUAAUCUGAGAGUACUAUGGAUCAUGCUGAAGAAAAUGAAAUCCUCGCAGCAAGCCAGAGGUACUAUGUGGAAAGGCCUAUCUUUAGUCACCCGGUCCUCCAGGAAAGACUGCACAAGAAGGACAAAAUUUCGGAUUCCAUUGGGGAUAAGCUGAAACAGGCAUUCACAUGUACUCCUAAGAAGAUACGAAAUAUCAUUUAUAUGUUCCUGCCCAUAACAAAGUGGUUACCAGCAUACAAGUUCAAAGAGUAUGUGUUGGGUGACUUGGUCUCAGGUAUAAGCACAGGGGUGCUUCAGCUUCCUCAAGGGUUAGCCUUUGCAAUGCUCGCUGCCGUACCUCCGGUGUUUGGCCUGUACUCUUCGUUUUACCCUGUUAUCAUGUAUUGUUUUUUUGGAACCUCCAGACACAUAUCCAUAGGUCCAUUUGCUGUGAUUAGCCUGAUGAUUGGCGGUGUGGCUGUCCGAUUAGUACCAGAUGAUAUAGUCAUUCCAGGAGGAGUGAAUGCGACCAACGGGACAGAAGCGAGAGAUGCCUUGAGGGUGAAAGUUGCCAUGUCUGUGACCUUACUUUCAGGAAUCAUCCAGUUUUGCCUAGGUGUCUGUAGGUUUGGAUUUGUGGCCAUAUAUCUCACAGAGCCCCUGGUCCGGGGGUUUACCACCGCAGCAGCUGUGCACGUCUUCACCUCUAUGUUGAAAUACCUGUUUGGAGUGAAAACAAAGCGGUACAGUGGGAUCUUUUCAGUGGUGUAUAGUACAGUUGCGGUGUUGCAGAAUGUUAGAAACCUCAACGUGUGUUCUCUAGGCGUCGGGCUGAUGGUUUUUGGUUUGCUGUUGGGUGGCAAGGAGUUUAAUGAGAGAUUUAAGGAGAAAUUACCUGCACCCAUUCCUUUAGAGUUCUUUGCGAGAAGAGUAGAAUGUGUCAAGGGGAACUUUCACAAAUAUGCUAAAAGAAAGGAAAUCUAUGAGAGUGUAGACGGGGAUGAUUUUCAAAGUCGAGGUGAAGGCCAUCCGCUGCUGCCUCCAGCCAACCCGGACACCAGCCUCUUCCACCUUGUGUACGUGGAUGCCAUCGCCAUAGCCAUUGUUGGAUUUUCAGUGACCAUCUCAAUGGCCAAGACCUUGGCAAAUAAACAUGGCUACCAGGUUGAUGGUAAUCAGGAGCUCAUUGCCCUGGGACUGUGCAAUUCCAUUGGCUCACUCUUCCAGACUUUCUCCAUUUCAUGCUCCUUGUCUCGAAGCCUUGUUCAGGAGGGAACUGGAGGGAAGACACAGCUUGCAGGUUGUUUGGCCUCGCUAAUGAUUCUGCUGGUCAUAUUAGCCACCGGAUUCCUCUUUGAAGCAUUACCCCAGGCUGUGCUGUCGGCCAUUGUGAUCGUCAACCUGAAAGGAAUGUUUAUGCAGUUCUCGGAUCUCCCCUUUUUCUGGAGAACAAGCAAAAUAGAACUGACCAUCUGGCUUACCACUUUCGUUUCCUCCCUGUUCCUGGGACUGGACUAUGGUUUGAUUACAGCUGUGAUCAUCGCUCUGCUAACUGUGAUUUACAGAACACAGAGUCCCAGCUACAAAGUCCUUGGGCAGCUUCCCGACACAGAUGUGUAUAUUGAUACAGACGCAUAUGAAGAGGGAUAAAUAGAUAUUCCUGGAAUUAAAGUAUAUAUUUACCAAAUACUGAAACUGAGAGGAUG